AUGUCGUCCAGAGUGUCUUCUACCUCGUGGCCCUCGACUGCGGUCCCCAAGGCGGUGCAGGACCUUCUCGACUACUUCUUCUCGCUGAUGGAUACCAACAGCGACGAGGCCGGUUUGAAGCUAAUAGAGGAUAUAUUCACACCCGAGGCUACAUUUAUCUCUUCCAGUGGGGUUUUCAAGGGGUCAGCAGAAAUUAGGGGCUCCCGAAAGAAAGCCUGGGAAUUGGUCGAAUCACGAUACCAUUCGAUCGUGAAAGUAUUUUCCGCCACUAGCGACGGCUCGGAUCUAUUGAUGAUCGGAAGCGCGAUCCUGGGACUUAAGAAUGGCAAGAAGAUUGAGGGAGACUUCAUCGCGCGAGCCGUCAUCGAGGGAAUCGAUACCUUGGAGCCCAAGAUGUCCUUCUUGCAGGCCUGGGGUGUGCGUCUGUUUCUUUGCUCGCACAACCUGACUUGA
Cladophialophora psammophila CBS 110553 is the source of this 453-nucleotide messenger RNA. RefSeq lists its product as uncharacterized. Lineage: Eukaryota; Fungi; Ascomycota; Eurotiomycetes; Chaetothyriales; Herpotrichiellaceae. Bases 1 to 453 code for a protein of 150 amino acids. The record is from RefSeq and is a predicted model, not a curated record. The transcript is spliced from 2 exons.